Molecule: messenger RNA, 1558 nt
Organism: Saccostrea echinata
Lineage: Eukaryota; Metazoa; Mollusca; Bivalvia; Ostreida; Ostreidae
Product: alpha-2A adrenergic receptor-like
Exons: 3
Coding region: 407-1543 (378 amino acids)
Biological process (GO): neuropeptide signaling pathway
Cellular component (GO): membrane
Molecular function (GO): G protein-coupled peptide receptor activity
Source: RefSeq, a predicted model, not a curated record
CAGUCGUCGUGUGUGUGACAUGUGAUUAAGACUCGCGACAGUAGCGACACCUGUCGAUUCUGCGACUGACAGCACCUUCGUCAACAUAUCACUGGUUCAGAGUGGCCGCUGCGGUGAGGGAUAUGUUUAAGUAUGCAAGUCCCUCCCUACAGUAGCAAUUGAGGGUGCACGUUUGCCGAUUGGAGGUUUUCGGCUUGCUGGGAUCGAUCAUAGCCAUACAGAAGUGUAUACGCUGUAAACGUAACUAAAGAAAGUAGUUGUUUUUCAAUUAUUCUUAGGAUUAAAGUUCCAGGCGUGAAUUUGGACGGAUAGAUCACUGAAGUCUUGACGUACAGUAAUACCUUGACACUCACACCGACAGACGGAUUAAGUCAGGUAUACUUUUUGCAUAUUAUCAAAGAACAAGAUGGAGGAUGCAGAGCUUGAGAUCCAGGUGUACAUCGCUAUUGGCUACAUGUCUAUAUUCUCGGUGGUGGGAACGAUCGGCAACGCCCUCGUUUUAUACGUCUUUUCCCGGUACAAGAACAAGCUGACGUCGACCAUCUUCAUCUUAACUCUGGCUGGUGUCGAUUUUGUCACGUGUUGUGUGACAAUUCCCUUUACCAUCGCCACAGAAGCAGUCAAAUUUGAACUGAAGUAUGACAUAAUAUGUCAGAUUUAUUUAUUUCUUAUUACGACAACUGUUCCGUUUUCGGCAUUUGUGAUGGUAGCAAUAGCGGUGGACAGAUAUUUAUGCAUUGUGUAUCCUUUCAAACAUGCAAUGACAAUACGACGAGCAGAAAUCGUUGUUGGGAGUCUCUGUGCAUUUGCUGUACUUCUUGGGAUUAUAUGUUGCUCUCACUACAGAAUAACACCUGUUCCUGAGGGAAAGGAGAUAGUAACAACAAUGUACCAAAAUGUCACUAAUUUGCCAAACUCAUCAAUACAAAACAUUACAAAAUAUAAAUACGUCUGUUUGCCACAAGAAACAGAAUUCUUUUUCAUAUAUCAGAAAAUCUACUCGUCGUUUUUUGGAAUUUGCGCCCUGAUUGUCAUUAUUUUGUACUGUUUAAUAUACAGAUCCGUUUUAGCUCGUCGAAGAAAGAAGUUUGAAAUGUUCUUGUCUGACAACUGCUGUGGAAUAUGGAGCUCCCAGAGCUUUGCAGAACAGACCGAGAUCACUGUUCUAAACAAUACAGACGUGACAAAUGCUCAGGAUGAUCACAAAGUAGAAGAAACCUGUGAUAAAGCCGUGCAAAAGAACGGAAAUACACAGAUCAGCGAUAGGGACGUCAUUUUAAAACCAGGGGGCGUGUCAAAAGCCAAACUUGAGAAGAUGCGCAUUGCAAACAUUAAAACAGCAUUUAUGCUGUCUAUCGUGGCUUUGGUGUUUAUUGUAGCUUUUCUUCCUUCAUGGUUAGUGGCCCUUAAGGUCCUUCCAUUAAAUAUCAUUGUCAUAUACAUGUACUUCAUUUACAAUGUUGUUAAUCCAGUCAUUUAUGCCUUCCUAAACGAGACGUUUAGAGAACAGUUAUCACAAAGACUUUGUUGUCGUAAAUCGUAAAUAUAGAAAUUCUCA